Diospyros lotus (date-plum) is the source of this 1045-nucleotide messenger RNA. Its product is annotated as F-box protein At1g61340. The record is from RefSeq and is a predicted model, not a curated record. Gene Ontology annotation, molecular function: protein binding. The coding region runs from base 134 to 670 and encodes 178 amino acids. The transcript is spliced from 4 exons. NCBI's taxonomy places the organism in Eukaryota, Viridiplantae, Streptophyta, Magnoliopsida, Ericales, Ebenaceae.
GGUGGGAGAGGAGAGAGUUUUAUUUACUGUUUUUGUGCCACUGAAGCCAGAUUAUAACUUUCUUACAGUGUCCUUGCAUCCAAGUUCACUAAGAAAUUUGAUUGAGAAUCGUUGCGAAGAGUUGAGGAAGAAUAUGGCUAUAACAUUGGGAAAAAUUUGGGAGUCAAAUUUGGAGCCGACGGGUGAAGGAUUAGGGUUAGGUUUGGGAUUUGUGCGAUAUAGGCGAUCAAUGAGCGGGAAGAGGAUUGCCAUAUCUAGCAACAUGGAGGUUGAUUCAACACGUACAUUGAAGAAGCCGUGCCUCGACAGAACGCCUGCAGCUCCUAACAAGUCUCUUCUCGAAGCCCUGCCCCAAGACAUUCUUAUUAGGAUAUUGUGUGGUGUUGAUCAUGAUGAUCUGAAGCAGCUUUACAGUGUGUCAAAGCCGAUCAGAGAAGCAGCCCUAAUUGCAAAGCAGUGCCAUUUUGCUUACAGCACUCCUACUAAGAAGAGACUGCCUUUUCGAAAUUCGACAAACAUGGGGGACGAGGACAUAUUAGAAGAGGUUGAGGCUGAGGCCCCGGGUGCUCCAAAACAAUCUUGGCCACACCGGGCUCGAACUCGAUUGAGCGCGAAGAAGUUGGCCGGCAUUUCAGUGGCCUUGUUUGCCUCACCAAUCGAAGAACUGUAACCCAACACAAUGCUAGAGUAUUAUUGUGUUGGUACAGCGAUUGUUGUUUGUACGAGCAAUAGUUUCGGCCGAGUUUCCUAGUUGAUGAUGGGAGUCUUGAGAAAUGAAUGAGAUCUGAUUAGCGGGUCUCUCUUGCCUUGUAAAUUGUCGUCGUCUACAAUCUCUACACAAGAAGCCAUCUUCUUCAACCAUUUCAUUGAAGAUGGGUUGUGGCUUGUUUGUAUUUGUAUUGUAAAUUUUGGGGGUUUUUGGUUGGAAGGGAGGGGGGCUAUGCUUGCCUGGGGAUGUAAAUGGUAGUCACCAGUGAUUACAUUUUCGUGUUAUAAUUGUUGAAUGGAAGUAAUAACAUUUAUCAUCUUUCCUUUUUGGUGUAUA